AUGAACGAUCAGUUAGAACCCGAACGCAGUCAGGAUUCUGGCGGCUCAAUUAAGGAUAAGAUUCCUGAAGAGAAUGAUGGUACUGAAGGCAUGCUUUUGAAGGAUGUCACACCUAAACUUGAAAAAAUGUGGUUUCGCUAUCCUUACUUGUUGAAGCUUAAUAUCUUACUUCUAGGUGGCGUGCUUUCACAGGUUGUUUCCGGUUACGAUGGUUCUCUUCUUAAUGGUAUGCAAUCGCUUACUGUUUGGCAGGAUUAUUUCGACCAUCCAAAAAGUGCAAAAUUGGGAACCAUUACAAAUGGUCUCACUAUCGGUAGUCUUAUUUCUAUACCCGUCGUCUGA
Brettanomyces nanus is the source of this 342-nucleotide messenger RNA. RefSeq lists its product as uncharacterized. The record is from RefSeq and is a predicted model, not a curated record. The coding region runs from base 1 to 342 and encodes 113 amino acids. Lineage: Eukaryota; Fungi; Ascomycota; Pichiomycetes; Pichiales; Pichiaceae. The transcript has a single exon.